GACGCCCGCGAUGGCUGCCGUGGAGACGCCGCCCGCUGGCGCGCCGGGAGCUGCGCCGGCUGCCUCUCGCAAGCGGCGGCCCAAAGCGCAGUACCUGCACGCGGCCAAGCGGGCCCGGCCCGGCGGCUCCCGCCAGCUGGAGCCCGGCAUGUGCGGCAUCCUCAUCACCUGCAACAUGAACGAGCGCAAGUGCGUGGCCGAAGCCUACAGCCUGCUGGGCGAGUAUGGCGAGCAGCUCUACGGGCCCGAGCAGGUAGGAAGAGGACUUUGGGGUUUAGACUAGACUAGGAAAGGGGAGCAAGACGAGGCACGAUAGGAGCCUAAAAAAUUAGAUAUCGCUUGGGAAAGUGGGGGGAAAGAAGAACCGCCGGAAUCGUAAUAUCCUUAUGCAAAUCUGUGGUGCAGCUGCUUUUGGAAUAGAACGAAUUAAGUACUUAACCCGAGGUACCACUGUACUGUGUCUUCUCCCCUCGAAACGGAUAUUGCUGGGGAAGCGUUAGAAAAGGGCGACCAAAAAGGAUCAAGGGAAGGAAGCAACGCCCCCGUGAGGAGAGGUUGCAGCGUUUGGGAUUUUUUAGUUUAAGAGAAACGGCAAAUAAGAUGAUAGAAAUUCAUACAGCUCUGCGUGGUAAGGACAAAAUGGCUAGAGGAAACUUUCCCUUGCUUAACACCAUUAGAAAUUGUGGGGACCCGAGUUUAAUUGUUUAACACAGCCGUGUUAAUUGUUUUUUUAACAGGGCUGUGUUGAUUUUUUUUUUUUUUAAAGGAGAGACCUACCGAAUUUGUAUAAGAAUUUAAGCUUGCACCAGCUCUAAAGAAGCUUUCCUCGCUGAGUUAACUUGACAAUAUGUGUGCAUGUGUCUGUAAAGUUCACAGAUCAAGAUGAGAGCAGACUGUCAGGAAAUGAGGAGGACGACGACGAUGCUGAAACUGCAUUGAAAAAAGAAGUCAAUCAGAUUCGCACCUCAACAGAGCAGAAGCUGCGACGGUUCCAGUCGGUGGAGAGCGGUGCCAACAAUGUAGUUUUCAUUAGGACUCUGGGUGUAGGUAAGUGUGCAUGGAAUGGGAAGAGGCAGCAUAAUGGACAAGAGCAUAAGUUCUGAGCCCUGAAUAGACUAAGUGGAAAUGAUGGGCAUCAGAGGGGCAGACAGAGGGGUGGUAGAAAGAGAGAGAAAAGAGGUGGCUCUGCCCAGUUUUGGGACUGGCAUCUCCCUGUGUUUGCGCCUAGACUUCCAUGCUGUUAGAGAUGCCCUUUCUUCACCCAGAGGAAUGAGUGAAAAAGUCUCUCUCAUUGCCUUCUUCUUGCAGAGCCUGAGAAGCUGGUGCACCACAUCCUGCAGGACAUGAAAGCCACCAAGAAGAAGAAGACCAGAGUCAUCUUGCGCAUGUUGCCUGUUUCGGGCACCUGCAAAGCUUUCCUGGAGGACAUGAAACAAUAUUCAGAGACCUUCUUUGAACCUUGGUUUAAAAGUCCCCGUAAAGGCACUUUUCAGAUUGUUUACAAGGCUCGAAAUAACAGCCACUUGAGCCGGGAAGAAGUCAUCAAAGAACUGGCAGGUAAGUGAUUUAUUUUGUAAUAGGAAUAGGCAGAAGGUGAGUCAGGAUCUGUUGAGGAUCUCUGGGUGAUUUGUAGUAGGGUUUCUGACUCCCAGUUGUUUAAUAACAGCAACAAAAAAAUAGGGUGAUUUUUUCUUUGCUUUUAGGUUGCUGAAACAAAGCAAGCUUAGGGCAGGGGGAACAAGUAGGAUUUGUGUGUGAAAAGGACUGGGGGCUCUAUUCUGAGACUGAAAACAGAUUCCAGGGCACCAUUUUCCUUGCCUCUGUCAUAUCUCUCAGCCACUAUUUUUCACAUGACUUUGGUUGCCAGAUUUUUUCGAUCAGGCAUGGGGAACUGGUGGCCCUCCUGAACAUUGGCUGUAGUAGCAGGGGCUGAUAGGAGUUGGAGUCCGGCAACAUCUGGAGUCCUUCAGCUUCCCUAUCUCUCUUUUAGAUCUUCAUUUCUAACUUUAGUGCUUUCAGGGUGGGGUGGAACAGUGGGUUGGACCCAGACUAACAAUGCAGCCCUCUUAACAUACCUGCUUGGAAGUAAGUUCCAUCACGUUCAGUGGGCUUAUUCCCAGGUAAAUGGGCGCAGGGUUGCAGCCUAAGCUAAUUGAGUUCCCAUUGAUUUCAGCGGACCUGUGAGCAACCAACUUAACAGUGUAUUUUUAAAAAUAUGUAUCCUUAAAUGUGAGCCCAUUGAGUUCAGAUGGCCUUGUUCCCAGGUAGAGGAUUGCAGCCUGAAUCUGGAUACAUUCCCUUUGUAUGGAAGAGGAAGGUAUUAAAUACUUAAGCUGAAAUAAAAUAUGUUUGUCUCUCAUCAUCCCAAGUUUGGCCAUCAUCAUCAGGCUGUUCUUAAGUGGCCGAAGAUGAAAAGAUGAUGGAUUGCUAAAGACAUGCAGCACACAGUUAAACUGCAGCUUACUACCACAGGAGGUAGUUAUGGCUACCAACUUGGGUCACAUCCAUGCCAUACAUUUAUGGCACAUGGUGCCCUCCAAAAAAUCCUGGGAACUGUAGUUUGUUGAGGGUGCUGGGCAUCGUAGCUCAGUGAAGGGUAAACUGCAGCUCCCAAGAUUCUUUGGGGGAAGCCAUGUGCUUUAAAUGUAUGUUGUGGAUGUGACUUUGGACGGCUUCAAAAGAAGAUUAGAAAAAUUUGGAGAAUAAGAUUAUGUUCUACCUCCACUGUCAGAGGGUGUAUGCCUUUGAAUACCAGCUUCUGGGACUCGCAAGUGAGGUGAGUGCUGUUAUGCUGAGGUCCUGCUGGUGGGCUUCCCGUAGAGGCAUCUAGUUGGCCUCUGUGAGAACAGAAUGUGGGGUUAGAUGGGCCUUUGGCCAGAUCCAGCAGAGCUCUUCUUCUGUCCUUAGUCUCUUGGCCCUUAUGGGACACCAUCUCUUCAUUUGUGGCUGAUCAAAAGUAUUACUCUCCAAGCUUAUCAGACGGCUUUCUGCCUCCCCAACCCUUCUUUGUUGCCUUGGCAGGAGUCGUUGGCCAUCUCAACCCAGAAAACAAAGUUGAUCUGAGCAACCCCGAGUUCACCAUCGUGGUGGGGAUCAUAAAGAACAUCUGCUGCUUGAGUGUGGUGAAGGACUACAUUCUGUUCAGGAAGUACAACCUCCAGGAAGUGGUGAAGAGCAAGGAAGGGGAAGGGCAGCAGGAUGCUUCCAAAGUGUCCCAAGAGGGGGACCUGGAUGGGGGGAAACCAACUGAGGAGGAGAAAGUGGAGGAGAAGACGGAGGUGGCAGAGGCCAGCGACAAUCACAAGGACUAGGACCAUUAAUGAAACUUACAGGGGGAGAGACUCUGAAGGAUGGCUCUCAAUGAAUUGGGUGUGGGUGUGCUUUAAUUGUCCUUUAUAACUCUAUGGGAGUUAGGCUGUUUAGCCAAACCACCAAUCUGCACAAAUCGAGGAGGAACAUCAAACUAAAUGUUGCCACAGACUAGGAAGCAAGGGAACACCCUGGAGCUCGCAAACAGGAGAACAGAGCUCUCUGAUCAGAAGCCGCAGCCAAACUGAGAGCUCCCUUCUCCUGUUUGCAAGCUCCAGGGUGUUCCCUUGCUUCCUAGUCUGUGGUUACAGUAGUUGGGUGUUCCUCCUCGAUUUCUGGAGAGGGAGUCGGAGCAUACAAAGGAAGAGUUGAGAGCUGGUGAGCCCCAAGGCAGGACCCUGACAGUCACACUGUGCUUUAGAUAUGAAAUCUGAACCAAGCCUCUAGCUCCAGUCCAGCAAAUGUAAGUCUCUGUAAAAAUGUCAACGAGAGAGGUGAAACUCAAAGCAUACCAAGGCUUGAGUUCCUUUUGACAAUGAGAUUUUGGCCUAAUUUUGCUGAAUCACCCCCCCCCCCCCAUCAACAUUAACUGCUACUUAAAAGGCGCUAUUUCUCAUUUGCUGUUGGUGUUAAAUCCAGACACAGGCAGCAUCUCCUGUAUGGUUGUUUACAGACAAAUAACACUAUCUGUGUGGGUUCUUGCUGCCUUGUUUGGUAACAAGUGUUGGUCAAUAUAGGGCAAGCAUGCUAUCUUCAAGCCAAUGAACUGAUGCAAGCCAUAAUCAGAUUUUCACACUGGCCUGGCCACGGCUACAUGCUUCAGAUUUCUAAACUAUUGUGAAUCCAGAGUUGAUUCAGGAUCUGGGACGAACACUUCCUAAAACCAUAGCAGAGUGUGGUGGAGAGGGAGCAGGGUUUUUUUUUUUUAAUGCCUAAAAAAUACAAGUUUUAUAAAAAACCUCGUGGGUAGUAUACACCUUAUGUGUUGGUAGGGGUUUAUUAGCAGCUAGAUUACAGGUGGGGAACCUGUGGCCCUGCAACUUUUGCUGGACUACAGCUCCCAUCAUCUCUGACUGAUGGGCCACAUGGGCUGGGGCUGAUGGGAGCUGGAGUCCAGGAAAUACUUGGAGGGCCACAGCCCCCCCCCCCCCAGCCCUGAAGUAGACAAAAGAUCUGCAAGUAAGUUGAGAGAGAAAUGAAACUGUAUUGAAAUGUGUUUGCAGAGAUUGGGAAGAAUCCUUUUGGAGUUGUUUCCACAGGCAAGGUGGGCAACCUUUAGCUUAUGAGUUUGCAUUAGCUGUGGCUGGCAGCUAACAGACCAACACAGUUCUCCACCAUCUCUGCCAGUGGGUGCGUUGUGUCCUCCUGCUAGACCUGGCAGGUUCUAGCCACCUUGUGCCAAGCAGCGUGUUGGUGAAUGUUGCUUAAUGAACCCACAUACAGGGUAAGGUAAGGUGGGUUUGCUCCAGGAGGAUGUUGUAGCCAGAUAAUCCAGCAUGGGUGACUGCCUUUCCUAAGCAAAAUCCUUUUCUGAAGAUUGAGAAAGGAGGGACAGGAGAAGCAUAGAUGCCAGUGGUCUCACAAGCAGGGCCACACAACUCUGGCCUUUGACUGAUGUCUGUAUGAAAGGCUCUUCUGUUCUACUGCAGGCCUGGUUUCCCGAUGGAGCCCCAUAACACCCGGGUUCCCAGUUCCCAACUCCCAUCAAUGCCAGCAUGGAAACUGUAGUCCCAGCAACACCUGGAGGGUCAAAGGUUUCCCACCCAGGCUUCAGAUACAUAGUAUGCCCCCUCCCCAAAGCACCCACAUAGGGGGGAUGCUGCAGCGAUACCUCAUCUUCUGACCCUUGAAAACUAGGAGAGCCGGCCAGGGUAGUCUUGCAUUCAUCUCUGUAGCCCAUGGAAAAGAGCAGCACCAGUGUCUUGCAUUUAUGAGCAAAGAGCUGCCCUGCUCUUUUCCAUUAACACUGGGUCACACUGUUAAACUAGAGGUGGGAAGUUUAAAGGGGAAUGCCUGCCCUCCAUUUAGCAGACAACUGUGACCCUAGAGAUACAGCCUUGUGGCCCAUUUGUGGGAAGGAUCUGCCACUGCUUUUCUGUCUUGGGCCAUAAAAUUUGCCUCAGCCAUUUCCCAGGCUCCCAUUUCUGGCCCCAUCAGAAAAUUGGUAGAGUCAGCUCUCUGUCACAUAUACUUCCAGGCAGUUUCACGGCGCUUGCUUCCAGAGCAACAAAAUCCUUGACAGAGCAGCUGAAGGGUGAGGGCUGUGAGCAGACAGAAACUCGCACCUCUUUUGGUUGUUAGGGGAAGAAAUUAUUAUAGGCCUGGGAAAGUGACAAAAUAGGCCUGGAGUGAGACACCAGAGCAUUAGUUCUGCUGGGGAGCUGCAAAAAGCAUUUUUUGCGGGGAGAGGGUGGGUAAUUCCUCUAAGAUCGAAGGUGUUGUAUGGAGCUUGGGAAGCGUUCUUUUUUUAAAUUGGGUCUUGCAGUGUCAUUUUAAACUUCGUUUUUUAAAACAAGUUGCCUGCAUGAGUUUGGCUUUAGUUUCGAUUUGGAAUUUCCUUCUCAGAAAAGAAUCCUUGUAAUAGAAGAACGUCUGAGACAGGUUAAAAAAUAAUGAUUCUGUUUUGUAUAUUGUCUUGUUUUUGUACAUUUUUUUUUAUUAAACUGAUUUUGUUUCAGUUUGAAGCC
Messenger RNA from Podarcis lilfordi (Lilford's wall lizard), 5996 nucleotides. The record is from the annotation of a GenBank genome assembly. NCBI's taxonomy places the organism in Eukaryota, Metazoa, Chordata, Lepidosauria, Squamata, Lacertidae.